AUGCGGCGGCAACGACGGCGGGACGGCGUUUUGCCCAAGCCUUCCCCCGCGGGUGUCGGGUAUGCCAAGACUACUUCCAUUCGUCCAUCCUAUGAGACGGAACAACGGAGCAGGGGGGGUCAAUGUGAGGACGGGCAAGGGACCCGGCCUUCUGGAAUGGCAGCACGCAGCACGACUAAAACAGCGCAUCACAAGCACGGGCGCGCACUUGCCCCAGUGUAUCGAUACUUCACUGAGGUACUUCGACUGGUGGACAUGGGAUAUCCGGGUGCCCACGGGGUAAAAUGCGGGAAGUCAGUGAGCUGUCUGGGGAGUCCAGGGUUGGGUGAAAGGGUUCUGAGGGGGAAAACGCGGAGGCGAGGUGUUUAA
Messenger RNA from Colletotrichum costaricense, 369 nucleotides. RefSeq lists its product as uncharacterized. The transcript has 2 exons. The record is from RefSeq and is a predicted model, not a curated record. Bases 1 to 369 code for a protein of 122 amino acids. NCBI's taxonomy places the organism in Eukaryota, Fungi, Ascomycota, Sordariomycetes, Glomerellales, Glomerellaceae.